This is a messenger RNA of Melanotaenia boesemani (Boeseman's rainbowfish), 3468 nucleotides long. RefSeq names its product kinesin family member 11 (gene kif11). The record is from RefSeq and is a predicted model, not a curated record. Gene Ontology annotation, molecular function: ATP binding; microtubule binding; plus-end-directed microtubule motor activity. Gene Ontology annotation, biological process: microtubule-based movement; mitotic spindle assembly. NCBI's taxonomy places the organism in Eukaryota, Metazoa, Chordata, Actinopteri, Atheriniformes, Melanotaeniidae. Gene Ontology annotation, cellular component: nucleus; spindle microtubule. The coding region runs from base 196 to 3375 and encodes 1059 amino acids. The transcript has 27 exons.
UACAGUUUGAACUGUUUCUUGUUGGAGGUUACAGAGCGCCAGAGAAGUUUUGUGUGGGAACGUAUUGUGUUGUUGGAGGGGACUAUCCACAGAAUAUUCAGCUAAUUCUCCUUAAAUAAGUUGAGAAUUAUAAGCGGAGAUUAUAAAGGAAACUAAGAGUUCAUCGUUAUUCGGCCGCUGUUUGGAGGAGCUGCCAUGUCUUCACACAGCGCGAGCGGAGCGAAGCGGGAGGAGAAGGGCCGGAACAUCCAGGUGGUUGUGAGAUGCAGACCUUUUAACACGGUGGAGCGGAAGUCGUCGUACGGCGUCAUUGACUGCGAUCAGAGCAGGAAGGAGGUGAUGGUGAGGACGGGAGGCAUGAACGACAAGGCGUCCCGGAAGACCUACACGUUUGACAUGGUGUUUGGCCCAGCCGCCAAGCAGAUCGAGGUCUACCGGAGCGUGGUCUGUCCCAUCCUGGACGAAGUCAUCAUGGGAUAUAACUGCACCGUGUUUGCCUACGGUCAGACCGGAACAGGGAAGACCUUCACCAUGGAGGGAGAGCGGAGUCCGGACGAGCAGUUCACCUGGGAGGAGGACCCGCUGGCCGGCAUCAUCCCGCGAACGCUGCAUCAAAUCUUUGAGAAACUUGCCGAGAACGGGACCGAAUUCUCCGUCAAAGUUUCCCUGCUGGAGAUCUACAACGAGGAGCUCUUUGACCUUCUCAGCCCCACCGAGGACGUCAGCGAGCGGCUGCAGCUCUUCGAUGACCCACGCAAUAAGCGCGGUGUGGUGGUCAAGGGUCUGGAGGAGGUGACGGUCCACAACAAGGAUGAAGUUUACCAGAUCCUGGAGAGAGGAGCCGCCAAGAGGAGGACGGCUUCCACGCUGAUGAACGCCUACUCCAGUCGCUCCCACUCUGUGUUCUCGGUCACCAUCCACAUGAAGGAGAUUUCUCUGGACGGAGAGGAGUUGGUGAAGAUCGGGAAGCUCAACCUGGUGGAUCUUGCCGGCAGCGAGAAUAUCGGCCGUUCAGGUGCUGUGGACAAACGAGCUCGCGAAGCAGGAAACAUCAACCAGUCUCUGCUGACGCUGGGACGGGUCAUCACCGCCCUGGUGGAGAAGAGGCCUCACGUCCCUUACAGAGAGUCCAAACUGACCAGAAUCCUUCAGGACUCACUGGGAGGACGAACGAGGACCUCCAUCAUUGCCACCGUGUCUCCGUCCUCCAGCAACCUGGAGGAGACUCUGAGCACAUUGGAGUACGCCAGCAGAGCCAAGAACAUCAUGAACAAACCCGAAGUCAACCAGAAACUCACCAAGAGGACGCUCAUCAAGGAAUACACGGAGGAAAUCGAGCGUCUGAAACGCGACCUGGCUGCCACGCGGGACAAAAAUGGAGUUUAUAUAUCAUCAGAAAACUACGAGAGCAUGACAACUCAGAUCACCUCCCAUGAGGAGCAGAUUUCAGAGUACGUGGACAAGAUCGCCGUCAUGGAGGAGGAGCUGAAGAAGGUGACGGAGCUGUUCAUGGACAGUAAGACUCUGCUGGAGCAGUGCACGGCGGACCUGGAUGAGAAGCAGCACAGGUUGGAGGAGACCAGCAGAAACCUGCAGGAGACCAAGGAGAAGCUGAUCCAGGAGGAGUUCAUUUGUUCGGAGCUCACAUCCGUUCAGGAAUCUCUCUACAACACAGCCGGAGAGCUCCUGAGUACCGUGGACGCCAGCACCGGAGACGUGUCGGGCCUCCACGCAAAGCUGGACCGGAAGCUGAAGGUGGAGCAGCACAACGUGCAGAUCCAGCAGAGCUUCGCUGGGCGGAUGGACGACGCCUUCAGCAGCAUGCAGCGCUGCGUUCAGGAACACGCAGACAAACACCACCUCAUGCUCAGCAGCUACUCGCAACACAUCGAUUCCCUGCUGGUCAUGAACGAGGCGGCGCUGAAGGGCAGCCUGAGCAGCGUGGAGUCGCUGGUGGGUGGAGUCAGGUCGCUGGUGGCGGAGGGCGUGGCCCGCAGUCGGGAGCGGGUGGAGCAGCAGGAGGGGCUGUGUCAGCGGGAGAAGGAGAGUCUGCUGGAGAUGCUGGAGGAGCACCAUCAUGAGAUGCAGGAGGUUCUGACGGCUCGGACUCUGAUGGGUUUAUCAACCGUAAGCGAGCUCAGCGACGCUCUGAAAACCUCAGUGGAGACUCAGCGAGCUCUGGUUGACCAGGUGGAGGCGAUGAAGGAGGUGGGGGUGUUUUUCAGCCAGCUGGUGAUGGAGCUGGGGUGUCUGCAGCAGGCCACCGUGCAGGGUCUGAGUGCCCUGCAGGCCCAACAUGACAAGCUGGAGGACGAGAUGAGACAAGCCCAGGAGAGACACCAGACGGGCAUGAAGCAGACCAUCCAGUGCCUGCAGGACCAGCUCACCCUGCUGACCAUGCAGACCCAGCAGGACUACGCAGACCUGCGCUCGGCCUCCAGAGCUCUGCAGACACCUGUGGCGAAGCUGCAGGAGAACAUCAGCAGCGGCUGCAGCUCAGUGGCAACUCAGGCUUCAGCCCAGGCAGACCUCCUCCUCGCCACCUCCUCCUCCCUGGCCUCCUCACUGCGCCUGACCACGGCUGAGAGCCAGCAGGCGCUGGAGGAGAUGAAGGGCUACUGCACCGACCUCCACAGCUCUGUAUCCGAUCUGGUGGACCAGCACCGAGGGUGGACUCUCCGGGCCAGGGAGCAUGUGGACUCCCAAACCCAGGAGCAGAUUUCCUGGAUGGGGAAGGUCUCCAGUGAAGCUCAGACGCUGCAGCAGAGCGUUGAGACGAGUGUCACCGAGCGGCUCCACGCGGCCAAGGAGGAACUGAACGGCCGGCAGGAAGAGGCGAGGCGGGCUCUGCAGUCCGUGCAGGACCAGACCUCUCUGGAUCGGACCGUCCUGGACCAGCAGCGGGCCAAGAUGGAGGACCACGUGGAGCGGAGCAAACAGCUGGUCCACAACUUCCUGCAGGACGAGCUGCAGCAGGACGUCCCCACCGGUACCACCCCCCAGCGUCGGGAGUUUGUGUAUCCCCGUCAGCUGAACAGGUCGCGGAGCCGCUGCGAGCUGCUGGAGAGCCUGAGGAGGCAGCAGGAGGAGCUGCAGACGGCCAUGGAGGAGGAGCAGGAGGAGGAGGACAAGCUCAGCCAGGUGGAGCAGGACUCUCUGGAGGAGGAGACGAGCAACAGUAAUGAGAGUUUGUCCACGGAGCCGUCCUUCAUGGACGAGAACCUGGUCUUCAACCAGACCAAACGGCUGCCCUUCUUCAAGCAGAAGAAAAGCAGCAAGAAGGACACGAAGUUUCCCAGCAAGAGAAAACCCGGCGAGAACGAAGCUGCAGCGACGCCUCAGAAAUCCCGGCUGCCGCUUCGCUGCCAGAACUGAGGCGCCACCAUGUUGUCUGUCCCGUCGUCUCCGAGCCUUCUGAAUGUUUCCAGUUUUAUCAGUUAUUGAGUUUAAAUAAAGACAUGGAUUCCA